Molecule: messenger RNA, 1245 nt
Organism: Microthlaspi erraticum
Lineage: Eukaryota; Viridiplantae; Streptophyta; Magnoliopsida; Brassicales; Brassicaceae
Source: the annotation of a GenBank genome assembly
AUGACCAAGCUGGACUACGAACCAUUGAUUGACAAGGUCCGAACACGUCUGCUCCACUGGUCACACAAACCCCUCUCAUGUGCAGGCCGCCUGCAGUUGAUCAAGUCAGUGAUCGCUAGUAUCACUAACUUUUGGUGCUCAGCUUUUAUUCUGCCUCAAGGUUGUUUGGAUACUAUUGAGAGCAUGUGUAAUGCCUUUCUCUGGUCAGGCUCACCAAAUGACACUCAUAAAUCAAAGGUGUCCUGGGAUGAUAUUUGUUAUCCAAAGGAGGAAGGAGGGCUGGGGAUUAGACGGCUCCGAGAAACGUCUCUGGUUUUUGCUCUCAGUCUUAUUUGGAGGUUAUUCUCGUCGACAGGUUCACUGUGGGUGGCCUGGGUAAAGUCUUAUCUCUUGCAUGGUGAAUCUUUUUGGGAUGCUAGGGAUGGCUCAAAAGGAUCUUGGAUGGGGAAAAAGAUGUUAAAGCUCCGAGACAAGGCUUACCCUUUCAUCAAAUAUCAAAUUGGUGAUGGAAAAGAGGCUUUUUUCUGGUUUGAUAAUUGGCUGGAACAGGGCAAAUUGUUGGAACUGCGACAACUUGUGGCUCUUAUCCAAGCUGCUCCGGUACCCAACAGAGAGGUUGGGAGAGAUGUGGUGUUAUGGCGUUAUAAAGAGGGUGAGUAUAAGGAUGUGUUCUCCGCUGCUGCAACUUGGGACCAAAUACGUCGAAACCAAACCAAGGUCACAUGGUUCAGGACGAUCUGGUUCGCCCAGGGCGUACCCCGUUAUUCUUUCAUAGCCUGGCUCUCUAUUUUGAAUAGGCUGGCGGCGGGUGAUAGGAUGAGGAACUGGGGGCAUGAACAAUCUUGUCUGUUUUGUGGAGAGAGGGAUGAAACACGAGACCAUCUGUUUUUUGCUUGUCCUUACUCUUACACGCUUUGGUCUAGUUUGGGGGGCUUGCUAAUGACUAGUGCCUCUACACCGGAUUGGGUGGACACUUUGUCCUUCAUUAUCUCCCAGGGGAGUCGCACCAUGGACUCGGUUCUUCUCCGUCUCCUAUUCCAAACGUCCAUCUACCAUGUUUGGCGAGAACGAAACGCACGAGAACGAAACGCACGACGCCAUCGAACCAGCUGGAUACCAUUGGAGCACUUAGCUCGCUAUGUGGACAAGGCAAUGAGGAAUCAAAUUUCAUCCCUCAACUAUCGAGCUCCGCAAAAAUUCGAGGGUCUGAUGCGUCACUGGUUUGAAGUGUGUUGUCUCCCCUAA